This is a messenger RNA of Chironomus riparius, 1756 nucleotides long. The record is from the annotation of a GenBank genome assembly. NCBI's taxonomy places the organism in Eukaryota, Metazoa, Arthropoda, Insecta, Diptera, Chironomidae.
CGCUAAUAGUCACCGUCGACCUUUGAAUUAGACAAAAAAAUUAAUUCACCUAAAACUUUUAAUUAAAUGAUGGCUAAUAAAGGCCUUUUAAUACUUACUUGCCUGUCUAAAUUAUCAGCAUCCUUAACACUAGCAAGUAAAAAGAUCGGUCAAUACCUGUACAUCCAUUAUCAUCCAAAAGAGCCAUUAAAGUAUGAAAAAUUUACAAAGGCAAUAAGCAGUAUUUAUAGCUGUUCUAUUGAAAUGUGUGGAAAUAUUGAUGUUCGAGUUUUAGUGUCAACAAUUAAGAAUCAAGGAAAUGUCAUUUCCAGAGCCCAUAAUGUCGAUUUAGUUUUUGUGGAUGAUCGCAUUCAAAACAUGGCAACAGACAACACAUUUGCAUUUAUCAGACAGUCAAUGAGCCUUAUCGAUGAUAGCGAAAUCAAAUAUAAUAAUGUCGUACUUGGAGGCACUUUUGAUCGAUUACAUGUUGGACAUAAAAUUUUAUUAUCUGAGGCUGCUUUACGAGCACAAAAGCGACUUGUUGUUGGCGUAACUGAUGUCAAUAUGAUCGCAUCCAAAAAGCUACCUGAACUUGUUCUUCCGCUCAAGACGAGAAUGAAGGAUGUAACAGACUUCCUUACAGACAUUGAUGAUUCAUUAAGCUAUGAUGUUGUGUCUAUUCAAGAUCCUUUCGGACCAACAGCUUCAGAUCCAAAUUUAGACUUAAUUGUCGUUAGUGACGAGACACUUAAAGGUGGUCAUAAAGUCAAUGAGAUUAGGAAGCAGAAGAGCUUUAAUGAAUUAGCGAUUUACAGCAUUCCAUUAGUUGAAAUUAAACAAGUUUUAAAGGAAAAGGAACAAAAAGUGAGUUCGUCAAACCAACGCAUGGACAUUUUAGGAACGCAAUUUAAACAGCCACGUGCACGUCCAAAUCUCCCAAAACAUCCUUACAUCAUAGGUCUAAUUGGUGGAAUCGCAUCAGGGAAAAGUAAAAUGAGUGAGAGAUUUGAGAAAAUGGGAGCAGGUGUCGUCGACUGUGACAAAUUAGCACAUUCAAUUUAUGAGCCAGGCGAGGAAUGUUUCUACACAAUUAUCAACGAAUUUGGAAAUGAUAUUUUAGAUGAUGAAGGACGAAUAGAUAGAAGAAAAUUAGGUGCAAUCGUAUUUACUGAUAAGACCAGACUUCAGAAACUUAAUGAAAUUGUAUGGCCAAGCCUUUUAAAGAAAGCCAAGCUGAUAAUCAAAGAUAUUUAUGAUAAGGAAAAUCGACAAAUUAUAAUUUUAGAGGCAGCAAUUCUCAUUCAAGCUGGAUGGGAAAAUGAAUGUCAUGAAAUAUGGUCAAUGAUCAUCCCACCUGAAGUAGCUGUACAAAGAAUCAUGGAUAGGAAUAAUUUAAGCGAGGAUGAGGCAAAGUCGCGAGUAGCAUCGCAAGUUGAGAAUUCUGUUGUUGUGGAUCAUUCGAAUGUGAUCUUUUCAUCACUAUGGAGUUAUGAGUACUCUCAAUUACAAGCUGAUAAGGCAUGGAAAGAAUUGUUGACUAGAUUGGAUAUUCCAAAAUCUUCCAAGAUUUAAUUUUUUUGCAUGUUAUUUGAGGAACUUAUUGUUCUAGAUUAAUUAAUUUUGUUGACUAUAUUGGUAUGAAAAAUAAUAUUUGGUGUGGUCUUUUGAAGACGGGAAUUCGCUUUAAUAAAAAACUAUACUUUUGAUUUUAAAAAUUGAGGAUGUAAAUUUAUUGUCGUUGAAAAGAAUUAAAAUAUUUAAAUUUGUAACGGAU